CGCAGCCUCUCCUAUUGGCCGGCAACGUCAGAGAUGUGCGCCCAGAGACUCUCUCGGUCUGGGAAUGAGGAACUCACUGUAGGAUGGGAGAUGCGGAUCUGUAAAGGAAAGGAGCCCCCUCGGAUCGCUAAUGCAGAGAAGCCAGGGCAGCUUGGAGACCCGGAGCUCCACCGGCACCCAGACUGACAGCAUGCAGGGCCAGGUUCCAAGACUUUCAAAAGUCAAUUUAUUCACACUAAUGAGCCUCUGGAUGGAGAUGUUCCCUUCUGACAAACUUGACCGAGCCAAAAAGAAAACCCAGACUAAAAAGACUGGCCUUGUUGUGGUUUCAAAUAUGAGGAUCAUUGGGCUUCACUGUUCCAGCGAGGAUCUGCAUGCAGGGCAAAUUGCUGUUAUUAAGCACGGUUCUAAACUCAAAGACUGUGAUCUUUACUUCUCCAGAAAGCCUUGCUCAGUCUGUUUAAAAAUGAUUGUCAAUGCCGGUGUAAAUAGAAUUUCCUACUGGCCGUCAGACCCUGAAAUGAGUUUACAGCAGGAGUUCCUAGAGCACACCAGUAACGGGGAUGCCAAGCUUGAUGCCAAAGCCGUUGAAAGGCUGAAGUCAAACAGUCGCGCUCAUGUCUGUGUCUUGCUGCAGCCGCUAGCGUGCUACAUGGUACAGUUUGUAGAAGAAACAUCCCUGAAAUGUGAUUUUAUUCAGAAAAUUGAAAAGAAACAGCCGCUUUUUAGCACAGGAUUGUUUUAUGAAUACAGACAAGAAAAAAUAAAGGAGUUUGAAACCCGCUUUUUAAUUUCCAGUGAAGAUACACACAAGGAUAUCCUAAGAUUAAUGGGGCUGGAAAAUCUCUGCGAGAAUCCAUAUUUUGUUAGUUUAAGGCAGAACAUGAAAGAACUGGUUCUCAUUUUAGCCACAGUGGCCUCUAGUGUUCCCAAUUGCUGUGACUUUGGCUUCUACCUCAGUGACCCUCAGCCGAAUAGUGAAGAGAGUCAGCAAAGCCUCAGUCAAGAAAUGGCCCUACACUGUAUCAUUCAGGCACGGCUUCUGGCUUAUCGAGGAGAGGAUCACAAGACUGGCGUUGGUGCUGUCAUAUGGGCAGAACGUAAAUUUGGUGGAGUAGAUUGUGAUGGCACAGGUUCCCUCUACUUCCUUGGUUGUGGUUACAAUGCCUUCCCUGUGGGCUCUGAAUAUGCUGACUUCCCUCAUAUGGAUGACAAGCAGAAGGACCGUGAAAUUCGGAAGUUUAGAUAUAUUAUUCAUGCUGAGCAGAAUGCAAUAACUUUCAGGUGCAAUGAGAUUAACCCAGAGGAGAAAACCAUGAUCUUUGUGACUAAGUGCCCUUGUGACGAGUGUGUUCCCUUGAUUAAAGGGGCAGGAAUCCAGCAGAUAUAUGCAGGGGAUGUGGAUAUUGGCAAAAAGAAAGCUGAUAUCUCAUACAUGAAGUUUGGGGCUCUUACAGGAGUGAGAAAAUACACAUGGCAGCAACACCCACAGAGCUUACUAUCAGCUAACCAGGCGGGUGAUGGAACCAAAGAAAAUGGGGUCUGAACGAAGUCAUCAGGAAGAUCUAAACUGGAAUCAUGCAGAGGAGUUACCCAGAGGCCCCUGAAUGACUAAGGGAGAGGGCAAGCUUCUAUGUCCUACCAACAAAAGGAAUCCGUUAACCAAUAGGUUUUCUCAGAUGUUUCAGGAGCAGAGUUUUAAUUAUUCAAAUGUUAGAAAUGAAGUUUUAAGAGAAAUUAUUUAUUAGAUAUUUUUAAUGACUAUAAUGUAUGUAAUUUUAAGGCUGUGUGAAUCAGUUGGCAUAUUUGCACCAAUUCUAUGUAUGCGCCGGGAGUUCUUUGGCAAUAUGCACACCAAUCAGCAAAACACAUUAUUCUCAGGUUGCCUUGAUCUUACCCACAUAUGAACCCUGCCGCUCAGUCUCGGUGACGUGCAAUAUACUGACCAGGAGUGGCUUAACCCGUGCUGUUGGCCAAUGCUAAUAAUGAGUACUGAGUGGCACAGGAUUUCUUGCAUAUCGCAAAGUGAAACAUUUCACAACUAAUAAGAAGCACAGUAACCCUCAGAUGAAUCUCCUGAGCAGUUCUGCAGUGUACAUCUGUUCUUAUGAGCAAUCUUUAUAUCUCACAGAUCCACAAGCUCUGCAGCGUUCAGCUGGGGUCUGUGUCCCUUUUAAUUUAGAUGUUUUUAUUAUUUUUACAGUCUGUACACUUUAUAUUUGCACAAAUGAAAACUUCAGUUCUAGCGUUGUGCACUUGUGUAUGGCCUGGAACUGGGUUUGGUGACAUUUCACUGCACAGGU
This is a messenger RNA of Xenopus tropicalis (tropical clawed frog), 2303 nucleotides long. It is a transcript of the gene cdadc1, whose product is annotated as cytidine and dCMP deaminase domain containing 1. Bases 131 to 1546 code for a protein of 471 amino acids. The transcript is spliced from 9 exons. Lineage: Eukaryota; Metazoa; Chordata; Amphibia; Anura; Pipidae. The record is from RefSeq and is a predicted model, not a curated record. Gene Ontology annotation, molecular function: dCTP deaminase activity; zinc ion binding; hydrolase activity.